Sphaeramia orbicularis (orbiculate cardinalfish) is the source of this 1363-nucleotide messenger RNA. Its product is annotated as neurexophilin-2-like. The record is from RefSeq and is a predicted model, not a curated record. The transcript has 2 exons. NCBI's taxonomy places the organism in Eukaryota, Metazoa, Chordata, Actinopteri, Kurtiformes, Apogonidae. Bases 129 to 1040 code for a protein of 303 amino acids. Gene Ontology annotation, molecular function: signaling receptor binding.
AGCUGAGUAUUGACUCCAGAUCUUGGGGAUUUUUUGGGUCUCUCACUGCGCCCUUUGGAAGUGAGUGUAGACUUGAAGUCAGUAAUUCACCACUUCUCUUCCAGUCCGGCGGACAUCCUACUCUCUGGAUGGAGGAUCGUUGCUGCUGUUGCUGCAAAAUGAGGGCGCUGUGUUUGAACUUUGCUUUCACCUGUCUAUGGCUUCUCCCUGUUGCGGUCCAAGAGACCGCCAAGCCUCUGAACUUUGAGAGCCAGCUUUGGAGGGAGGACGGGGGAGAUGGUGUGGGAGCUGCUUUAAAGGUUAAACACCUCUCCAAAGACUUACAGAUCAUCUCCACCAAACAAAAAACACCUGCUUACGGCUCUCUGGGUCCGUAUGGUUGGCCCCAGAACUUUUCUCAAGCCUUGGAUCAGUAUCUGUACCGCCCUCCUCCUAAAACCAAACCCCCUGCUAAAACAUCUCCAAAGGCCAAGAAGAUCCUGGGCUGGGGGGAUUUCUACUUCAACGUGAAAACGGUGAAGUUCAGUCUCCUGGUGACGGGGAAAAUUGUGGACCACAUCAACGGGACCUUCAGUGUGUACUUCCGCCACAACUCAUCCCGUUUGGGCAACAUAUCAGUCAGUAUUGUCCCGCCCUCCAAAGCUGUCGGAUGGGAAGUUCUGAAUGCUCAGACCACUCACAGCAAAAACUCAGUUCUGUUUCCAGAUCCAGUAUCCCAGUUCCAGAGCACUCCCCAGUCCACUAGUGCCCCCCCUCCGGACCCGCAGAAGCAGCAGGACGUGAUGAUGGUGACAGAACUCAACUGUCGGAUCGAAUACCAGAGAACCAAUCGGUCCAAAAAGACCAAGCCCUGUUUGUACGACCCAGGCCAGACCUGCUACUCAGAAAACACCCAGUCCCAAGCGGCCUGGAUCUGCGCCAAACCCUUUAAGGUUAUAUGCAUCUUCAUCGCCUUCACUGGUACUGAUUACAGGCUGGUGCAGAAAGUGUGUCCCGACCACAACUUUCAGACGGAGCAGAACCAGCAGCACUUUGGAUGAUGGAUUUUCAGAUGCUGAAACUGAGAUAUCAAACACUGACCUGUCACACAUCCUUCAAAACCAUGUGUUCAGAUUUUAAGAAAGAGAUUGGACAUUGAUUUAAUGAAUUUUUAUACAAAACUAAAGCCAAUUUCAACUUAUCACUGACUGUAGUUUAGGCCAAAACUUACAUUGUUGUCUUAACAGCAGCAGUUACAAGGAGACUAGUUUUAAAAUGUGAGCUUUUUGUUGUCUGUAACCCCAUCUCCUAAAGUCGUGUAGGGCUGCAACUAUUUCACUCUUGAUUAAUCUGUUAAUUAUUUUCUCCUGUAGCUGUUUGGUCU